CCCACAGAAAGUUCGCGAAAUAUUGGUCAUCAUCUUUUAGCAGAGACGCCUGCUGCUACAUCAAUCGUAUAAUCUUCUUGUUAUAUGACAAUGGCGGAAUCCAUGUUGUAUAAGAAGAAAUUAGAAGGCAAAGUGGCCAUAGUCACAGGCGGUGCUAGUGGCAUCGGGGAGGCGACCGCACAUGUUUUUGCCAAGCAUGGUUCACGUAUGGUGGUGAUUGCUGAUGUCCAAAAAGAAGUAGGCCAGCAGGUGGCCAAAUCCAUUGGCUUGAACCAUUCCGCAUACAUCCAUUGUGAUGUUACUGAUGAAGAGCAGGUCAAAGCCGUGGUAGAAUGGACGGUCAAGAACUAUGGGCAGCUUGACAUCAUGUUUAGUAAUGCAGGGAUUUUUAGUAGGUCGGAUCAGACCGUACUUGACCUGGACUUAUCGGCCCUUGACCAUCUAUUUGCGAUCAAUGUGCGCGGCACGGCCGCAUGUGUAAAGCAUUCAGCACGUGCUAUGGUUGAAAGGGGUGUGAGGGGGACCAUCGUGUGCACCGCAAGUAUAGCAGCAAGCCGAGGUGCAUUCCAAAAAACCAAUUACUUUAUGUCAAAGCACGCAGUGCUUGAGCCUGUUCGAUCCGCAAGCAGGCAGCUAAGGGAGCAUGGUGUUCGGGUGAACUGUGUAUCACCCGUUGUAGUUGCAAGUCCAAUGUCAUACAGUGCAUUUGGAAUGGAUGCAAAGCAGUUGCAUGAGGCAUUUGAGCCGCGUUCAAGCUUAAAAGGUGUUGCACUGAAAGCGGAACAUGUGGCGGAUGCUGUACUCUUUCUUGCGUCUGAUGAUUCUGGAUUUGUCAAUGGGCAUGACCUAUUGGUUGAUGGGGGCUGGCUUGACACUAAUACUACCGUCUGGAGAUGAAAACAAAUGCUUUAA
Molecule: messenger RNA, 912 nt
Organism: Carya illinoinensis
Lineage: Eukaryota; Viridiplantae; Streptophyta; Magnoliopsida; Fagales; Juglandaceae
Product: (+)-cis,trans-nepetalactol synthase NEPS2-like
Exons: 1
Coding region: 85-897 (270 amino acids)
Source: RefSeq, a predicted model, not a curated record